AUGGCUGGAAUCCCGGAUACUUAUGACUAUAUUGUCUGCGGAGGAGGUACCUCUGGGUGUGUGGUUGCUGCCCGUUUAGCUGAAAACCCAGAUGUCAAGGUCCUGCUGCUUGAAGCUGGACAGCACAACAAGAACCUGGAAAAUGUUCAUAUGACAGGCGGGUGGUCAAAUAACUUUGAUGCCGAAACCGAUUGGAACAUCAUCACUCCUCCUAUGGCGGGAGUUGACAAUCGCCAGGUUAAAUUAAGCCGGGGUCGAUUCCUCGGAGGGUCAAGUGGGUGUAAUGGCACGCUUUGCAUUCGCGGCAGCAAGCAGGACUAUGAUGAUUGGGGACUGCCUGGAUGGAGUGGAGAGGAAUUCUUCGAGAGCAUGAGAAAGGUAUACAGUGCCUAUGACACGACCCAUACGAGCAUCCAAAUUAACAGUGAACAGUCGGAGACCUUCCACCCCAAGGCAUGGUUCAAAGCCGAUACAGCGAGCCAUGGUCAUUCCGGGCCCCUUCAUACAGAGCCGCAUGAUCUAGCGCCGAUUUCCCAGCUUCUCAUGGACUCAUAUGUCUCGCAGGGAAUGCCCCUGCACCAUGAUAUGUUUAGCACUGGAGACAUCGCCCAAGGAUGUGGCCAUGUGCCUCGUACAGUAUACAAGGGCCUCCGAACAACCGGCGCUGAUUUCGUCACAAAUAAGAACCAACGCGGUAACAUCACCAUCAAGACCGAUACCAUGGUCGACAAGAUCAUUUUCAGCAAACAGGCAAAUGAAACUCGUGCUUCUGGUGUCGUGACGCAGACAUCAGAUGGCACCUCCAGGAUCUACUAUGCUAGAAAGGAGAUUGUCAUUUCCGGAGGGGCAUACUGCAGUCCCGCAAUCCUACUUCGAUCAGGUAUUGGCCCCCCGGCAGAACUCGAGCAGCACAAUAUUCCCUGCACGGUCAAUCUCCCCGGUGUGGGCAAGAACCUAAUGGACCACCUUAUCGUAUUCAUGUUCUAUGAAACAGAAAAGAAAGGACUCACAAACGACUCACACGUCUACCACGAUGACAACUUCGACAAAACCUACCAACAAUGGAAAGAAAACAAAAGCGGCUUCCUAUCGACUUUCCCAUUCGGCAGCUUCGCCUUCGCCCGCCUAGACGACCGCCUAAAAGACUCCCCACUUUGGCAAAAUGCCCCCCGCGCUCCAGGCCGCGACCCAAUGGGCCUUACACCCAAACAGCCAAACAUCGAGUUCUUCAGCACGGAGUGCUACGGGGGACCAAAGCAGUACGACCAGUUCCCAAUUAACCACCAGCACGCGUUCUCGAUUAUCGCCGAGCUGUUCGCGCCCAAGUCCCGUGGCACGGUGACGCUGAAGUCGGCGGAUCCGGCCGAUAACCCUGUUGUCGAUUGCAACUACCUUGCUGAUUCUUUGGAUUUGCUGGUGCUGAGUGAGGCUUGUCGUUACGGAAAUGAGGUUGUUAUGCAGGGUGCGGGGACGAAGGAUAUUGUUAAGGGGUCUUGGCCCCCGAAUUUGAACCAUCAUACGUAUAAAUCAAGGGAGGAGUGGGCUCCUUAUGUUAAGGAGCAUGCUACUACUUGUUAUCAUGCGGCAGGUACCUGUGCGAUGGGCAAGAGAGAUAACCCCAUGGCUGUUCUUGACGAAAAGCUGCGGGUAAGGGGUGUUUCGGGGUUGAGGGUUGCCGAUUGCAGUGUUAUGCCCACGCUGCACGGUGGUCACACUCAAAUGCCGGCUUAUGGCAUCGGCGAGAAGUGUGCAGAUUUGAUCAAGGAGACAUGGAGGACAGCGGGCAAUGUGUAUGCUCGAAUUUGA
Molecule: messenger RNA, 1806 nt
Organism: Penicillium soppii
Lineage: Eukaryota; Fungi; Ascomycota; Eurotiomycetes; Eurotiales; Aspergillaceae
Product: GMC family oxidoreductase
Exons: 5
Coding region: 1-1806 (601 amino acids)
Molecular function (GO): oxidoreductase activity, acting on CH-OH group of donors; flavin adenine dinucleotide binding
Source: RefSeq, a predicted model, not a curated record